Molecule: messenger RNA, 987 nt
Organism: Paramisgurnus dabryanus
Lineage: Eukaryota; Metazoa; Chordata; Actinopteri; Cypriniformes; Cobitidae
Gene: or30bu1
Product: odorant receptor, family 30, subfamily BU, member 1
Biological process (GO): G protein-coupled receptor signaling pathway
Cellular component (GO): membrane
Molecular function (GO): olfactory receptor activity; G protein-coupled receptor activity
Source: RefSeq, a predicted model, not a curated record
AUGUUACAGAACAACCAAACUACAAGUUCUGUUGUGACAGAGUUUUUCAUCGUGGGCUUCCCUGGACUCCCACCCAAAUAUUACAACCUGAUGGCUGCGGUUUUACUCUGCAUCUACUUGGCCAUACUUACCGGCAACUCUCUCAUCGUGGUCCUUUUUAUCAUCGAACGCAGCCUCCAUAAACCAAUGUACCUUAUCAUGUUGAGUUUGUCCUUGUCUGAUAUUGGUUUUUGCACUGUUGCCCUGCCAAAAGUGAUUUCUCGCUAUUGGUUUAAUGAUGGAUAUCUAGCUUUCUACGUUUGCUUGUUACAAAGACAGCUGAUUCAUUACUUUGGUACCUUAAACUCUCUUAUUAUGAUGGUCAUGGCCUUAGAUCGGUAUUUGGCAAUCUGUUAUCCACUGAGAUACCCUGUAUUAAUGACUAACCGUACUAUGAAAAUUUUUAUAGGUCUUUCCUGGGCCACCGGUUUUAUCGCCCCGACCAUUUCCUCAAUGAUGACGGUGCAAAUGCCUUUUUGUGGGCCAAAUUUGAUCCUUCAUUGUUUCUGUGACUCUGUGUCUAUGAAUCAGCUAGCCUGUGCUGACAUCAGACAGCAAAGUCUUAUAUCGUAUGGUAUAGCAACGUUUGUUCUCCUAGCACCGUUCUCUUUCAUUAUCUUUUCCUAUGCAAAUAUUCUAGUGUCUGUGCUCAGAAUAGCAAAUGCACAGGGCCGGCUGAAGGCACUUUCCACCUGUACAACACAAAUGACUAUCAUUGUCAUCUAUUAUGUGCCACGGUUUGCUGUUUACACCAUGCCUUACAUACCGAACACUCCGUUAAACAGCAGUCAGAAAAUCGCCCUUGUUAUGAUUUAUAGCCUCCUUCCACCUUUAGUAAAUCCCUUCAUAUACUGCAUCAGAAUCAAGGAAAUCAGACAGUUUUUUCUUAAAUGGUUUGUGCAAAGGAACAGAAUGAAUUCAAGGUUCGAUGGGGUGACUUUUUCCUAA